This is a messenger RNA of Monosiga brevicollis MX1, 1501 nucleotides long. RefSeq lists its product as uncharacterized. Gene Ontology annotation, molecular function: clathrin binding; phospholipid binding. Gene Ontology annotation, cellular component: clathrin vesicle coat; plasma membrane; endosome. The transcript is spliced from 6 exons. The record is from RefSeq and is a predicted model, not a curated record. Gene Ontology annotation, biological process: endocytosis. Bases 44 to 1501 code for a protein of 485 amino acids. NCBI's taxonomy places the organism in Eukaryota, Choanoflagellata, Craspedida, Salpingoecidae.
AGGCGAGGUUGAACUGCUCACGGGCAGAGGAAACCCUAUCACCAUGUCGCUGCGCCGUAAUAUGAAGAAUAGUAUGCGCAAGUACUCUCCGGCCGAGUGUGAUGUGCGAGAGGCCACGAGCAACGAUGAUAUGGCUCCAUCGCCGGCGCUGCUGGCCCAAUGCGGGGCUUGGGCCAAGGAUCUCACGCGACUUCCGGGGAUGAUGGCCAUCAUUUGGAAGCGGCUUGAUGACAGUGGCAAGCUUUGGCGCCACCCGUACAAGUGCUUGAUUCUUCUGGAAUACCUCCUGAAGCAGGACAACUUUGCCGUGGCCGAUGAACUCCGCCACAACGUCUUUGCCAUUCAGAGCCUAAUCGGUUGGUGGCCACCUGCAGCUCAACUCGAGGCUUGCCUACUUGCUCGUCUGCAGUUGUGCAGACGCAGGACUGGGCAUUGGACCUUGCUGGGCCUGCUGUUCAUGCUCACUCUGCUCCACGCCCCUCCGCCAGAGUUCCAGUUUGUAGAUAAGAAUGGCAUGGAUCAAGGCCUCAAUGUCCGAGAGCGUGCCAAGAGCGUCUUGCAGCUGAUGGAGGACCUGGAGACUCGGAAUGGUGCCUUUGUUUCCAUGCCAGGCUCGGCGGGGGGACGUCACAUGAGCCAUUCAUCGGAUGCGCGAGGCCGGCCCCCUCCGCCACAUAUGCAGCCCCCCUCCCCACCGAGAGAUGAGUGUGCGACGCCGCCUCCUGGGGAGGACAGCUUGCCCCCGCCAUUGUCCAUUUACAAUUUUGGCGACGCCUUUCCUUCCGAUCAAUAUGGCGAUUCGGAGGAUGGCAGCGUUGCCAUCAAUCCGCGCUUCUCUGAUCCCCGAACACCCCCACCAGGCCAGGCUUGGGGUGGUGCCUCGAAUGGAACUGGGCUUGCACCAGGCAGCCUGGCCUAUUCGGCUCGCCCUCGCGCUGCCACGGCCACGGAGCGUCCCACCCUCCCCCAGCGCCGCUCCUCCUCGACCGCCGGUUCGUCGGCAGCGGCGAGUGCAAACGGUAUUCGCACGGCUUCCCGGGACCCGGUUAUUGCAGCCCAGCGCCAACAACACGUGCUGCAACAGCAACAAAUGGCACGGGACCAGGGGAAUCCGCAGUCCGAGGAGGCCAUGUUGCGCUUGGCCAUGGAGCUGAGCUCCCAGGAGGCGCUGCGGGAUCGGGAGCUUCGCCAGCGAGAGGAAGACGAGUUGAAGGAGGCGCUGCGAAUUAGUGAAAUGCAGCUGAGCGAGCAACCGGUGAUGCAGCACAAACAGGCAGAGCACGCCGGCCAAGCGUGCGGCGCCAAGAGAAGCAACAGCCUCCAUGUCUCCACAGGCCAGUGUGGCCUCUGGGCAAGCGGCGUGUGCCAAUUGCAGUUGCGCAGGACAGGGGUCAAGCCCGACGAGUUGCAAGCCGGCUGGGCGAAGCGCCUGAAGCUCCGCCAGUCGCUGCCCAUUCCCUGUCCCAACAUCCACCACCACCAACGAGUCCAACCCGCUUGA